AUGGUGUCGACCCGUCUCCUGCUGCUCUCAGCAGCUUUCCUCUUCCUCACCUCGGCGGCAACCAUCAAGAAAUGCCGUGACGAAACCUUCCAAAACCCAGUCCUCUACGAAGACUACCCAGACAACGACAUCUCCGUCGGUCCAGACGGCGCCUUCUACUUCUCCGCCUCCAACUUCCACUACAGCCCCGGUGCUCCCAUCCUACGCUCCCUCGACCUCGUCAACUGGGAGCCCGUCGGGCACUCCAUUCCCCGUCUCAACUUCGGCGACGGUUACGACCUCCCGCCCGGCGGGCCCCGCGCCUAUCGAGGUGGCACAUGGGCCUCGACGCUUCGGUACCGCGAGAUCACCUGGGUCUUUACUGCCUCAUCUGUCGAGGGGCCGUGGUAUAACCGCGCCAACUUUGGUGGUGGGAAUUGUAUGUAUGACAAUGGGCUGCUGAUUGACGAUAAUGAUACAAUGUAUGUGGUCUACGGCAACGGCAAGGUCAGCGUGUCGCAGCUCGCUGCCGAUGGACUUAGUGUUGUGAAGACGCAGCAGGCAUCUGAUGUCAAUACCGAGACAGUGGAGGGUAAUAGGAUGUACAAUAUUAACGGGACGUACUACAUCCUCAACGACCAGCCCGGAUCCACGACAUACAUCUGGAAGUCGAGCAGUCCGUGGGGUCCCUACGAAGCCAAGAUCCUGGGCCAGAAUAUCGCGCCACCGCUGGAGGGAGGGAACUCGCCUCACCAGGGAAGUCUCAUUAAGACCGCGCAAGGGGACUGGUACUUCAUGUCCUUCACUUGGGCGUAUCCCGCGGGCCGCAUGCCUGUGUUGGCGCCCAUUGUCUGGGGCGCGGAUGGCUUCCCCGAGAUCCAACGGCGGUUGGGCUCUUCUUACCCGCUCCCUCUUCCAUCUCAACCCUUGUACAACUGGACGCGAACCUACACUUUUGGAAGCGAACUCGGUCCAACCUGGGAAUGGAACCACAACCCCGACGUCGCGAGCUUCGAAAUCAAUAACGGCGUGACCCUCCGCACCGCCAGCGUCACUGAAGACAUUUAUUCUGCGAGAAAAACCCGCACCCACCGGAUCCACGGAGAGUUUCCCAAGGGCACCGUUGAAAUCGACUUUAGCAACAUGGCCGACGGCGACAGGUUCGGGCUCGCGGCGUUCCGGGACCAGACUGCGUACAUCGGCAUCCACCGCAACGGCAGCGAGUACGCCCUCAAAGCGAUCCAAGGCAUCAUCAUCGACGAGUGGUCUGGCAAUCCCGUCGAUUCAGGCAAAGAGGUAGCUUCGGCGCCUGUGCCGAGCGGCGUUACCAAGGUGUGGUUCCGGGCUGAACUGGAUGCGCGGCCGACAGGUACUAGGGACGCCGACUUUUUCUACAGUUUUGAUGGCGUUGAGUUCACUAAACUUGGAGAUAUGUAUGAGCUGUACUCUGGAUGGGCGUUCUUCAUUGCGUAUCGUUUCGGAAUUUUCAACUUUGCUACGACGCAGUUGGGAGGGUCGAUCAAGGUUAACACAUUUACUGCAGCUUGA
Messenger RNA from Colletotrichum acutatum, 1527 nucleotides. RefSeq names its product glycosyl hydrolase family 43 protein. Gene Ontology annotation, biological process: carbohydrate metabolic process. The transcript has 4 exons. Gene Ontology annotation, molecular function: hydrolase activity, hydrolyzing O-glycosyl compounds. The record is from RefSeq and is a predicted model, not a curated record. Lineage: Eukaryota; Fungi; Ascomycota; Sordariomycetes; Glomerellales; Glomerellaceae. Bases 1 to 1527 code for a protein of 508 amino acids.